AUGGAAAUGGAACUAUACAAACAUGGAAUUACCCAGAUGGUGGAAGAGCUGGCAAAUGUACGUACAUCAUCAGAGCGGACCAGAGUCAUGCAAUCAGGCUUAGGAGCUACAACUUCACAAUGUUUCUACAAUCGCGACUCAUUGGCAACUGCUACGGAUUACGAAGAUAAGCAAAUCAAUCAACGUUAUAUCUGCGCUCGGUAUCCUUUCGUAGAGGAAGGCGAGUUUAUAAUGAGUGCCUCAAGACCGCUGAUUAUCACCUAUGCAAGCAGUGGAGAAGAGAAGAAUCGUGGCUUAUUGAUGGAGUACACGACUGUGGAUGUUGGU
Molecule: messenger RNA, 327 nt
Organism: Strongylus vulgaris
Lineage: Eukaryota; Metazoa; Nematoda; Chromadorea; Rhabditida; Strongylidae
Source: the annotation of a GenBank genome assembly